Messenger RNA from Symsagittifera roscoffensis, 2302 nucleotides. Its product is annotated as nuclear pore complex protein Nup88-like. Gene Ontology annotation, molecular function: structural constituent of nuclear pore. Gene Ontology annotation, biological process: protein import into nucleus; ribosomal large subunit export from nucleus; mRNA export from nucleus. Gene Ontology annotation, cellular component: nuclear pore. The record is from RefSeq and is a predicted model, not a curated record. NCBI's taxonomy places the organism in Eukaryota, Metazoa, Xenacoelomorpha, Acoela, Convolutidae. The coding region runs from base 260 to 2218 and encodes 652 amino acids. The transcript has 3 exons.
UAUUCGUCAUAUUCCAGUCAAAAUUCCAAGGAUUUUGACUGGAAUAUGUGAUGAAGGCACUCCUGACUGUAACAUCGGUUGCUAUGAUACUUUUGACCUCCUGAUUAUCCCGUUAGAAUAUUCGUCAGUAAGUAGUUUUAAAUACUAAAUUAAGGAUGCAAGAAAACUUAAAAGCUGCGAGCUUGAAAAAUUGAUAACACUAGAUUCUUUGCCUAAUGAGUAUUUCAUAUUUCCGCAGCAGUUUUUCAGAAACGAAAUUAUGAAUGAUUGCAAGAGUUUGUCAUGCGUUGGCAAAAACUUCAUAUUGACAUGGGAAUCCAAUUUGUGCAUUUUGCUCUUUCGCCCUAUUGCUACUAAUGAUCCGGUCGCCAAGACAUUGGAUUUAGGCGAUGAAGUUGAGAUCUCAAUAUCGUGUGUUCCAGCAUUUGAAAUAAAUUAUGUAUCUUUAAAUACCAGUGAAACUCAUGUUUUGGUGAGUGGUUUGCAAGGCACCGUAAUAGUCCAUAUGCCACCGGAAAUUACACUUUUGAAUAGAGAAUUGUCUUCCGUGAUUGCGUCGUCAUAUGUUGUUGAUCGAUCUGUAUACACAUCAUCGAAAAUCCAAGUAAGACAGGUCAAGUGGUUGGGCAAUUGGGAAGAAUCAAACCAACAAGAUUCCUCGUUCGUCGUUUUGGAGUUGCUUUCGACUGGAAUAAUUCGCGUGUUCAAUUUGCUCAUCAACACAAGCAGUCAUCUCUUUGAAAUCUCCCUACCGGGGGAAGUAGAUCAAAACAGUAUGCUCGGCGACUUCGUAGUGUCGUUUGACACCUUCAAUGUAGACAUGCAAUCAUUUUCGCUAGUUGCUCUAACACAGAAUGGAGAUGUUUUCCUGCUAGACGACAUAAAAUAUAAUCAAUCAGGGGCAUCUAUUGAAUUGCAGGGACCGCUGAGCAUCUUGCCAGAAGCUGAAGAUAAUUACGGAGACAGUUUUUGUCACAUUGCAGUCUUACGCUGUGACAAACUGACUGGUGUGGUGAUGAUGAAUGCGACUGGGGAUGUACUGCAUGGUACCUUGCUUCCUCAAUACGACGACACGCUUCCAACUGUUGAGAUUCUGGAGCGAGUUCGUUUCGAUUCGACUGCCGGUGAUGCGCGUUUGAGUGAACUACACGAGGACAAUCAUUCAAGGUUUUAUGUGAUGACAGAUCGAUUUAAAUCGCCGUUGGUGUAUUACUAUUGGAGCAGAAUGGGAGCCUUCAUUACGGACGCGAAAUGUUUUGAAAUUCUUCUUGAUGAAACCUCAAUGAUUAGAGAUAACGAUAGAAAUUUCGACUCAAGUUCUAAUACAGCAUGUUUAGUUUCUUCUUACUCGAACGAGUCUUCCGAUAUGAAAGAUGACGCCUUGUUAAUAGGAGUUAUCCAUCUUCCGAAUUCUAGCACACUUUUGUGUACUUCGGACGCUUUAUCCACUUUUAAAAUUAACCUCGAAUCUCAUUUACCAAGUCUGAAAAAGUCCGAAAUAUCUGGAAUGUUAUUGAGUCACACUGGUGAGUUUGCAAAGAAUCCCAGAGGCACUCUGAAAGCACCUCAGACGUUCUUGCCCGAAAUACAAAAGAUGUUGGCUGAUAGCAAACGCAGUCCCAGGAUUUCUUUGGGGUCAAAGACCUCAGCUCAACCCGCCGAAUUGCACGCACUGACGAAAAAAAUAGUUGGCGAAAUUCGUCAAAAUCGACUGAAUGUUUUGAUGUCGGUUAACGAUCAAAUCAGCAAACGUAAGGCUCUCAUUAUAAACCGACUGGCCCAGCAAACAAAAGAAAUCGAGCGUUUAAGUGCUACGAGAAGCAAAUUGGUUAAUCAGACGAGAGAGCUCGCCGACAAAUACGAAUCUCUGAACAGUAACCAAGAACUUUUAGAGUCUUCGGCUGAAGUUCUGAGUCGAGUAGUGUACUCAAGCAGUUCUCUCAGAAGUGUGAACGAAGAUUUGUUCCUGGAAAAGCUCACCCGAAUCGAAGCAACUCUUGAGAAAAAGCACAAAUUGAUAACUUCUCUUAGGCUGUCGGCCGAGCAGGCCUUUCCGGUUUCUGAACACCAAGAAAAUGAACAUGAUAAUAGUUUGGAUUUGCAUACGUCUCGAAGCCGUUUAGUGAAAAACUCUAUCCUUCACAAAAUGGUUGUACAAGAGGCGUCUUUGAUAAAUGAUUUAGUAGCCCAAAUCAAUUCUCUCAAGUGUUGUCUGUAAUACUUGUCUCUAAACUUGUGACCAAUUGCUGUUUUGUUUUGCCUUCUCUGAAACUGUUUAAAUUAAACCGUUUCCUCGUUUUCA